GGGUUUAAACGCUACAAGUUAGAAUUCAAAGACAGCAAUAGAGUGUUCUGGACAGCGGGACACGCCGAGGUCAAGAUCAUUUCUUUGUGCGUCAUGAGCCAGGCCCUGCAGCUUUUCGAAUCAUUGGCCUCACACCCCAUCUUAAUCCUGGUUCUCACUAUGGAAGUGUCCAUCUUCUCUUUCUUCAUAUUGCUUUACACCUUUGCCAUCGAUAGAUACAUGCCCUUCAUCUUCUGGCCUAUUGCUGAAAUCUUCAACGACCUGUUCGCCAGCCUAUUCCUCACCGGCAGUGUGGUCUUUGCUAUCAAGGCUAGACGCACAUUGCCAAAGCCCUACUUAAUCGCUGUGAUCCUUACAGGAAUAGCUGCAUUUCUUCCCCUAGUCGACAUAUAUUUUCAAAGAGUACACUUCAGAAACGUGAGGCUCCGAAAGCGCAGAUAG
This is a messenger RNA of Acomys russatus (golden spiny mouse), 441 nucleotides long. RefSeq names its product CKLF-like MARVEL transmembrane domain-containing protein 2A. The record is from RefSeq and is a predicted model, not a curated record. The transcript is spliced from 4 exons. Gene Ontology annotation, cellular component: membrane. The annotation marks the transcript as partial. NCBI's taxonomy places the organism in Eukaryota, Metazoa, Chordata, Mammalia, Rodentia, Muridae.